GCCAAACCCAGCGUGGGGCUCCACAGUGAGAGUCAUGAUUAACCGAGAAUAAUGAACGAUUCGAGACCGUGCUCGAUAUGCCUUGAGCUAGCUAUCUGAUGCUUUCCAUGCCGUGCUCCAUAUUCUGCAUAUACCUCACAUGACUUGAUCGUGGUAAGGUCUCUUCGAAUCCACCAUGAAUCCCACCCUGGCAUCCAUGAGUGCGGAGGAGCUUCGGCGCCAUCAGCAAUCUUCAACAUGGUUCGCACCGGAUACCGAAUUUCAUGGGCCUAAUGUUGGCGUGUACUCGAUGCCAAACUCGCGACAGACGCAUAGAGCUAGGAUUAUCGAGCCGCAAGUGGUGAACGGCAAUCAGCCCGGCUUGACGAUACCACCGACGGCUGACCCUGGGGUCGCACCGAAUGUGAUUGAGCCUUCUCAUUCGACAGAUAAAUCGACCUUCUCCGAGGUAUCCCUGGGCGCCCGUAUUCGCCAAAUGUUACAGACUCUACCGCAUAAUGACCCUGGACAGGUGACCGUCUUUACUGAGUUGGUAAAACUUCGUACCAAGGAGCUGGAAUUGGAGAUCGCCAAUGCAAGACGGAAGGAAAAGGAAGCUGAACUUGAACUUGCAAGAUUUAGGUCUGUCACAGGAUCUACAGCGGGUCCUACUCCUCUCGAGGCUCGUCUGCCUGCCCCUACAGUCGCUGAGCCUGGUCACCCAACCUUUGUAUCGGGAUCUUAUCCGUUCGUCAAUCAUGCUCGACCGCUAGAAGAAGAUACAGUAGCUCCGAUUCCAGACGUCCAAUUCGACGUGGACAGCCUAUUGCAAGAGUUCCAUCUCGAUAAUUUCCUGGCCAUGCUACCUGGAUCUCAGGAACCAUCACUACAGACUAUGGACCCAACACAGAUGGUCUUCCCCGCUGUGCAACCUCCCCCUGUGCAAUCUUCUCCCAUUAAGCGGCGGUUCUCCUCACCUGCGGGCUCAGAUAACCAAGACGAACCCUCAAAACGACCUAAAAAAUCUGCUCGCAAGGCAAUCAUCGAGGAUUCUACCACUUGCUCCGUAUGCUUCAAGCCAAUCCUCAGAGCCAUCCUACGUACCUCCGUAUCAGACGUCCCGAACCCAAUCACAUUCUUGCUCAAAUGUGCAACUUGUCAACCCAUCGCUUCGGCUGAUUCCACAGAUAAGACGGGUCUCGUCACCUUGGAUAUACGCAAAAGGUUCAGAGUCUCUCUCGAAGUUGAUGACGAAGAACACAAGGCGAUCGAUCGAAGGGUGUUUUGCGACGUCUGUCAAAGAUCCAUCGCCACAGGCCAAAUGACCCGGGAUGGAGAAUCCAUGCUCGGCAUGCUAGAAAUUGUUUGUGCAUCAUGCGAUGCAAAAUAUCAAAGGUGUACCGACUGCGGCGGAGGCGGAGGCUCUCGCAUUGGUAUUGGCAAAUGGAGGAUGAAGCAAGUCUUCCAACCCGGGCGCAAGACAUGCAGCCUAUCCCACAAUCGGGUCGGAGAUCGGCAUCGAGAGAUCGGCGUGCACGUCACACCCACAGACUUCACACCUGAGCUGUUGAAAGAAGUGCUUAAUCGAUGCCAGAGCAUGUGGAACGAGAAGACUCUUGCAAGGCUGGCUGUGCCAGAGAUGCUCGAGAUCGAUCUGCCACCAGGUGUGGUCAAUCCUUUGCAGAGCUAUAGCGAUGUGGAAGCUGUGAUCGCCCGGAACUGGCCUUCUAGAGAAGCCAUGAUCCGCGCUCAGGGGGCCGACGAGAAAAGAUUCAAGCGGGUCCUCAGUCUCAUUUGGGCGCAUGCCAAGCCUCGACGGAGCGUCAAGACGGUAGAUCUGGAAGAAGAGUACGCGAAAGAAGAUCGGUCCGACCACAGUACAGUCUUGGCCAACGUGACGCACACGGACGUUGUCAUUCCGCCUGGAUCGGAUCUCAUUGGCAUGUGGGGAGGAGAAUGGGAUAUGGAACAGGGAUCACUCCUCAUUUCCACCUUGGUACCGUUCGAAGGCGCGGACGGCGAAGACAGCACAGCUCUGUCCGUAGGCGAGAUGAUCACCAAAGUUCAAUAUCUUCGGAAUAAAAUGAACGACGAAGGGCAGAAGUUGCCUCAAUGCGAGCAUCUCUGGGUCGUCUCCGGCGGAACCAUGCCGCUGGUUCGAGAACGAGUCGCCGACGUGCUCAUCAAGAAGCGAUCGUUUGUUCCGAUCGAGGAAUACCUCACCCGACACCCGGAAUUCAUUCACGCAGUCAAUGCUCGACCUCGGGGUCUCCAUCCAGACCUCAAUCGACCGGACCGGGGCGAUGAUCCCAAGCCGCUGAUUGUCGCUCGGUGGCUGGGAAGAGAUUUCGACGCAGAGCGAGUGCUCAAGAUCAAGCAACAAGAGUUUGGGGCCAAAAAGGCCAAAAAAAAGAAAGCUUGAUAUCAUGUUGCAGAAAAGCCACC
Molecule: messenger RNA, 2424 nt
Organism: Kockovaella imperatae
Lineage: Eukaryota; Fungi; Basidiomycota; Tremellomycetes; Tremellales; Cuniculitremaceae
Exons: 9
Coding region: 176-2401 (741 amino acids)
Source: RefSeq, a predicted model, not a curated record